AUGACAUUUGGAUCCAUCCAAAUACCCGCGUUCCUAGCCAAAAAUGUUUACAACUUGUACAGUGACCGAUUUUGUGCGGCACCGCUAGAUACGAGGGAGGAAGGAUGGACCGAGGCCUGGGGAUCCAAAGAAGUGCAAGAUAGUAGUUCUUCCAAGCACUGGCAAUACGAUGAGAAAUCGAUUGAAUUAAUGUUGGCAACGCCGUAUCCACAAAUCCCGUUGGUGCUGACGCAGUUUCGGCCUGCUUUUUUGGAGCAGUUGGCUCUACGAAUAGCUGGUAUUCCGCACAUUGUGCUAAAUGCACCCUACAUUUCCAAUGAAGCAACCGGUCCUCUGCCGUAUUUGAGAGACUUGAAUGCGGAUUCUCCAGCACUGGUAGGAAGACAUCACCCUUCCAACAUUGCUCCAUUCAAAUCAAAAGGCUACAAUUCCAUUCUAGACUAUCUGAAAUCCAGCAAAAGUUUGAAUUUGGAUUCCGCGCUGCAAACGGAUUCUCAAAAGGUUAUGUCGCAGUGUCUAUUGCACCUGAUUGAUUCCGAACUCCAGCAAAUACUACUUUUCUUAAGGUACGAAGACCAUGAUGCUUGGGAACAAGUUUACAGAGGACGGUAUCUACAAGCAUCCAGACAACGUCAUUCCUGGAUAUCGGAUUUGAAAGGACGAUUUCAGGCCAUGCUGGAACGCGCCGCAGCUCGCCGAAAAGGGCUGGAAUUUUACCAAACGCUUUCUGUCAAACGGGCCAUUGAUAUUGCUAAGGAAGCGUAUGGUACAUUAGAAAAGCAAUUGGCAAGCCAUUCAAAACCAUACCUUUUGGGUACCGACAAACCAUGCAUGGUGGACAUUGUCUUGUGGGCCCACUUAAGCGAGGCUCUUUGUGAUAUACAUUUGGUUGUGGUCCUUUCUUCCUUUCCAAAGUUGGUGGAAUUUUUUCAGCGCAUGUACAAAACAUAUUUUACUGGCAAGUUGGGAGCCUGGGACGCUUGGAAUGUGGAACAAAACCUAACGAAUGCCUUUCAGCAAAUACCCAUCAACGGGGCGGCCACUGGUAACAACAAGUCCAUAGCAGAUAUGGGUGCCUACAAGGAUGCAAUUGAACUGAUGCAAUCACUAUCCAUGCAAAAGCAAGAUUUGCAAGAAGUCUUGGAUGCCGUCAAGGCAAAGAGAAGCGAGGACGUUGUACCAGAACCUUCCGCUCCGACGGAGUCCAUGUUGUACAGGUGGAGAAUGGGAGAGGAACCAAGCAAAUUUGCCGAAGAAGAAAAGGAGGAAGAACCACAUCCCAAUCGGAAAACGAUGAUUCGAGAACAACAACGAAAUGAUGAAAUUUGGAUGAGCGGAGUUGCCGGGGUUUCGAUUCUGGUUGUUCUUGCUUUACAGAGCACUUCUGAAGUGGCCAAGGCCAAAUAA
This is a messenger RNA of Cylindrotheca closterium, 1407 nucleotides long. The record is from the annotation of a GenBank genome assembly. Lineage: Eukaryota; Bacillariophyta; Bacillariophyceae; Bacillariales; Bacillariaceae.